Notothenia coriiceps (black rockcod) is the source of this 1618-nucleotide messenger RNA. Its product is annotated as acyl-CoA-binding protein-like. The transcript has 4 exons. The coding region runs from base 606 to 941 and encodes 111 amino acids. The record is from RefSeq and is a predicted model, not a curated record. Lineage: Eukaryota; Metazoa; Chordata; Actinopteri; Perciformes; Nototheniidae. Gene Ontology annotation, biological process: fatty acid metabolic process. Gene Ontology annotation, molecular function: fatty-acyl-CoA binding.
AAUGGACUUCCCCACCACCGCCCAAAACACUAGAUCAGGUCAAUCUGACAUAGACUUUGAAUCAUUAAAUAAGUGGACGCUGCCAUCUUGUGGCGGAGAAACUUCCCCUCUUCUCCCAAAGCUAGAAACAUUUCCUUUGACAUAAAUGUGUAUUUAGGAGAAAAAAAAGACUUAAAAGUGAUAUUUGUAUUUUAUUCUGUACCGUUUAAACAAUUUGAUAACUCUUAUGAAACAUUAGACAACAGGUGUUUCUUAAAAAGGGAUUAAAUCUGGUCACAGACGUUUUUACAUUCUCCAAAAUAUUAGAUUUUCUUUGUCAGGCUUGAGCUUUAAUUAUAAAUAUAUAUAUUUUGUAUUGCAACUGGGAACUCCCGCUGUUAUCUGUCACCUGCAUUUGUCUGUUUGAAUAUUACUUUAACAACCUAUAUUAAUUAUAGGUAGCCUAGUAUCACAUUGAGUAUCACAUAUUUAGAUUAAAAAAUAUAAUGUUUAACAAACUAUGAUAAAAAACGGACCUCAAAGAAUACUUUUCCUUCCUUUUAUUAGCCGUUAUUCUCCUGCUGUGUUUACUCUCUGUGUCUUUAAGAAAGCCCCUCCCUGACUUGAUGAGCUGCUUUCAGGACUUGUUGAACCAGCAGAGUGAAGGAGCAGCAGAAAGCUGUCACUUUCACACAGCAGUCAUGAAUGAGUCCUUUGAAAAAGCCGUAGAGGAGGUGAAGAAUCUGAAACAGAGACCAGGCUACGGCGACCUGGGGGAGAUUUACGGUUUAUAUAAACAAGCCACAGUCGGGGAUGUUAACAUAGGUCGUCCGUCGAUAUUUGACCUCCCAGGACGGGGGAAAUGGGAUUCAUGGGAACGAAGAAAAGGCUUGGGCAAAGACGAGGCGAAGGUGGCAUAUGUCGAAUUGGUGGAGGACCUGAAGAUUAAAUAUGGGAUCUAGAGUCACUUCCUCACACCUUCUGUAUUAUUAUUAUUUCUCACUUUGUUCACAUUGGACUUCAUGUAGAGCAGAUAUCACCUGCUGCUGUACUCUUUGCUAUUUAAUUCCUGCGUUAGACCACAUGGAGAACGUUCUGAUUGCUCAUAAUGAAGCGAUGUGAUCAGCGUUAUCGCCUUCUGUCUCGAUUGCUAUUCUUUUUAAGUGCAAACAACACAAUGUACAUUUUCAUAUAAAAAUGUUAAAAUAAAAAGCAUUGGUUCACAAGACUAGUAUCAAAAAUAAAGACUUGUUCUUUGGGCUUGAAAGCCUUAGGCCAAAUAUCCAACAAGUAUUCACCAAAUAUCAAAAGGAAACUAACUAAGGAAGGCAGGGUAACAACAGUGUACUCUUUGAGGUCAAAAUGACUGUUUUUGUCAAAGGAGUCUGGUGGAUUUGAAGAAAGGGCUCUCUGAAAACAACGUCAAUCACUCACAAUAUUCUAAAUAUAGACACGUACAAUGAAGCUUGAAUUACUUUUAAGUUGGUCUUUCUUUUAUAUGUCUUGAUAUACGUUUUGCUUAGCUAUAGCAGUGCUGAUAUUGUCUAUUUCUGCACCCUCUGUAGGUAACACACUGACUAUGUGUAACCAAUGUAUAACUUCACUUGUUUAUAUUUCAGUAAAAUCAUUUUUGUCCAUA